CACUGCACAGUUGUGCUUUCCCACGUGGCGCCAUCUAGUCAAAGAAGCGGCUUUGCUCGCCGCCGCCGCCCGCUGACUCGGCUUGCUCUCCGCACAGCCUGGCGGAGCCUGGUCAACUUCAGCCAGAAUCCUCGCCUCUCUGCAGCACCGGCGGAAAAAGAGCGGAGGCGCCGGCACGGCAGCGCAAAAGCUUCCACCGGCGAAGAAGCCUCAACUCAAAUAGCCUCUCGGCCUCGCAGCUUCGUAACCUUUUCGCCUCCCCGGGCUCUUUAACGGCUCAUUAGCCAAUAAGAAUGGCUAAUCGUCUCCCGCAGUCCUCCGCUCCCCGCCCUACGGGGGGAGACCCGGCUCACCAUUGGCUGCUUUUGAUCAACAAAAGGGGGGCUAAUUACCAUGCGGCGGGCUGCUCUUAUAGGCUCCGAAGGGUGCCAGUCAGGCGCGCCUGUUCUCCGCCCUUCUCAGCUUCCAGCCUGGCCGGCAAAGGCGCCUUGGUGCGGUCGCCACUCGUCGGCUCGGAGCUGGGCUGCGAAGGUUGCGAGGCGAUGCUGCGCUGCUGACCCGUGCCGGCCGGGCCCCCACGCAUCAUGCUCCCGGGGUUACCGCCCGCGGGCUGCUGCCUAUGGGCCAGCUGCGCCUGAUCGGCGGCCGUCUCCCCGAUGCCCCCGGCCCCCCUGCCUCGUCGCCGCUGCUCCCGCCGGGGCGAAGGAGGUGGUUGCUGCUUCUCCUCUUCAUCAUGCUCGCCUUGUGGCUUUGCAUGGUCUACUCUUGCGUCACCGGAUCGUGCGCUUCAGCCGCGCCGGGGCUGAUGCUGCUGGACUCUUCGCCGUCUACUCGGAAAGCGCCCGGUCCGGAACUCAACCAGCUGCUGCUCCCAGCCCGGACGGCCAAGAUCCAGCUGAGAGCCGAUCCGGAGAACGACGAAGACGAAGACGACGAAGAGUUAGGUGGCGGCGGCAGCAACAGCAACAACGGAGUGGCUCCGGAUUCCCCCAGCUUCAUUUCCAGUUUCCUGAAUGGCUCUGGGACAAAGCGGCUGCCCCAGGCGGUGAUAAUCGGCGUGAAGAAGGGUGGGACUCGGGCGUUGCUUGAGUUCCUGCGAGUCCACCCGGACGUGCGAGCGGUGGGCGCCGAGCCUCACUUUUUUGAUCGCAACUACGAGCGAGGACUCACCUGGUACAGGGAACUGAUGCCAAGGACUCUUGAUGGCCAGAUCACCAUGGAGAAGACGCCCAGCUACUUUGUCACUAAGGAAGCACCAGCUCGCAUCUCCUCUAUGUCAAAGGACACCAAGCUCAUUGUGGUGGUGAGAGACCCGGUCACCCGAGCCAUUUCUGACUACACACAAACCCUUUCCAAGAAGCCAGACAUCCCAUCCUUUGAGAGCCUGACCUUCAAAAACAGGACUACGGGCCUGAUUGAUACCUCCUGGAGUGCCAUCCAGAUUGGCAUUUAUGCCAAGCAUCUAGAAAAUUGGCUCCUGUACUUCCCGCUUGGGCAAAUCCUUUUUGUCAGUGGGGAGAGACUGAUCAGUGAUCCAGCAGGCGAGUUGGGUCGCGUCCAGGACUUUCUGGGCCUCAAGAGGAUCAUCACAGAUAAACAUUUCUACUUCAACAAAACCAAGGGGUUCCCAUGCCUGAAAAAGGCUGAAGGCAGCAGCAAGCCCCACUGCCUGGGCAAGACAAAAGGACGGACCCACCCUGACAUUGACCAGAAAGUAGUACAAAGGCUGCGAGAAUUCUAUCGGCCAUUCAACAUGAAGUUCUACCAGAUGACGGGCCAUGACUUUGGCUGGGAUUGAUGGCACUUCCCAGAGUCGAUCCCAUCUUUCAGCUUCCUUUCCUCCUAUACAUGUAGAUAGGUCUAUAUGUAAAAUGUACAGAAAUCUAUUUUAUAAUAAUUUAUUUUUUAAUUCUUAAGCAAUUAAUUCACUAAGCUGCCUAACCCCACUGUAGCUCAUAGCUGUGUUCUUGUUUAGUUUGAACAUUCCACCGGGCUGAGUCUUGCCAGGUUCUUCAUCGCUUGGCUUCAGCGUGUGCUGGAAAGUGCUUCCAGGUAUUUUCCCAGGAGAACUUUUAAUAUUAAAAAUAAAAAAGGAGGGGAGGAUGGCAAAUAAUGGUUAAGAGACAAUGAGAAAAGCACAAUCUUUAUUAUUAUUAUUAUAAUUAUUAUUAUUCUUUUUUUUUCCGAUACGGGUACUAGGCAUGUCAAAAACAAUUUUGUACAAGGCCCUUCAUAUUGCAUCUCUGGGCUUUUUUCCUUCUUAAGUCAAUCCACAGACAUUUUUUAUUUUUGUUAGCUUGGAAAUAGCUCGAAAGUAAAAAUGACAACAACAACACAAUUAAACCUCAGGCAGUUGCUUUCAUGGUUGGGCGUGGCGUAUGCACAGAAGGAAACACUCUUCAGCUAUGGAGUUGUUGCUGCCUCCUGUUCCCCAUUUUUAUUGACCAGGUCUUAGCAUUUCCCCUUUCCACAGAAGUUUUGUGACACAGUAGACUUUAUGAUUAUAUACAGUUCAUCUGAUCUCACACUUUUUGGAUGAGGAACACUGCAGUUUCUUCCUGCUGAAGAAUUGUGAAGUGCUUACUUGGGAGACCAGAACUGACACAGUAUUUAAUUCUUUCAGGCUUAGUUUUCAAGCUGCUGUUACAGAAGAAGAGUUGAAGCCUCUGUUUGUUUUCUGAAUCCCACUUUGGUUUCUCACAAUGACUGAUCAUCCUACAAAUGGCGUCCUAUCCCAUGAAACAAGCUAAUACCUUUAGCUUUCUACAUUCAACCAGUAUGUUGAAUGUGGCAAUGAGCUAAAGGCCUUGACCUGUUUUUAUGGGGCUUCCUUUCCUCCCAAAAAUAGUUUAAAUAUAAGCACAAAAACACAAUACCAUUUGAAAUUUAUUCAGUUUACUAAAUGAUAUAGAUCAGAGGUGAGUGAACAUUUUACAAGCUUGCUGAAAGAGGCACUAGAGAUGGAUAUUCAGAAAAUGUAGUUUAUCCAAAAUUCAUCAGAUAAUUCUACAAACUGUUAAGCUACCUUUUGUGUAUAUACCCAACAGCACUGUUCUGCGAUGAGUUUCAAGAAUGAGUUUUUUCAGGGUGGUCCUAUAUGUGAGACAAAAAUCCAUUGCAUAUUGAGAAAAUUUGUUACUCUUCGUUCUAUCAGAAGUUUUGUUCUCCAUAGAUGUGAACCUGAGCACAUUAUAGUAGAGUCAGAAUAAGUUCUUAAGGUCCCUAACACAAAUGUGAAUCAGAUUGAGUGGGAUUAUAAUUUGUAUUCUUAUCUUGAGAGAUAAUCGGAUAUAGUAAUGAAUCAAUGAGAAAAUUAGUCUGGGGGAUUCCUCAGAGGAAUGCAUGGAUACUCAUACCAAUACAUAUGCAAACACACUUAUACACCUGGCUAAAGGUGUAGCUUUUUCUGUAAAUAUUCAUCCUUUACAUUGGGCUUCUUGGUCUUGUGGAAUUUACUAUAUCUUCUGACAGAAUACAGGCUAUAAAAAGAAAGAUAUUUGGAUCACCUUCUCAUUAGAAGAUGCAGCAUAUAUGGUCACCCACAUAUACAUCCAUUUAACUCUGAUAUGUAUUUGAUAAACAGAUGACUUUUUCAUAUGUACAAUCCAGCGAACAUCCUUUGUUCUGAAACAUUGGAGUGAAUUUUAAUUUCUAGGCCUUAUUGUUUUCUAUUUCAAAACUUUUUGAUUUUUUGGGGGGAUGGAACUGCUGAGUUCUGCUUGGACUUUCUGAUCUGUUUUUUUUUUUGGAAUGGGUGAAGGAUACUUUCCUAGUUGCAUAAAGUAUGAUAGGUAUGGUAUCCAUGCACCUUGUUUUCUUUGUGUGUGCUUUUUUUGAGUGAUGACAUUGCCAUCAAUUCACUGUUAUAACAUUGAACUGCUAAUUGUGGCUGAUCAGCCCACUCAAUGGAAACCUUCUGAAGCCAAUUUAUUGAAGAGGCCUUACCUAAAUAUCAAAUAAAGUAGCCAUGAGAGGCAUAUAUCAUAUGAUAUUUGAACUGCAUAGAUAGUAGCCUUCAUAAAUAUUGCCAAUUUUUGUUCCAUUUGCAAGACUUGGAGGUCUGGUUAUAUGUCUUUUCACCCUAUAACAUUAAUUUAUGGCUGAGUUCCAUUCAGCACUGCAGUAUGUCCUGAUAUUAGCAAUAUUUUUGAGUUUGCUAUAACAUGUUGUGGCUUAGAAUGGUACACUUGUAAAAGGAAACAAAUGACAAGCAAAAACUGUAAAUUGAAUAUUUUGUGGUAUGUACAACACAAAUUAAUUUUACACAGAGGUUUCUAGAAAAAUGGAAUUCUG
Messenger RNA from Ahaetulla prasina, 4293 nucleotides. RefSeq names its product heparan sulfate glucosamine 3-O-sulfotransferase 3B1-like. NCBI's taxonomy places the organism in Eukaryota, Metazoa, Chordata, Lepidosauria, Squamata, Colubridae. The transcript is spliced from 2 exons. Gene Ontology annotation, molecular function: [heparan sulfate]-glucosamine 3-sulfotransferase activity. Bases 620 to 1798 code for a protein of 392 amino acids. The record is from RefSeq and is a predicted model, not a curated record.